AUGUUAGAGCUGGCCUUUUGGAUCGGUCCUACUGCAGGCGUGGCUCCUACGGCAGCUCAGCGUGCCGCCUAUGCCGACAUCACACAUACAGUUGCAGCCGAUCGCUGGGUCGUAUUUCAUUUACAUAUCCCCCUGGAUCGAUACACAUUUAGACAAGAGAUCACGAAUGACGUGACGUUUUGGCAUCUGGGCGUCGGCACCAUAACUGUAUAUCAUGGUCAAACCGUCAAUAGAAGUCCCCCUCGAUCUGGUUCCGGCACACUCGAGCCCCGAGUGGAGUUUCGCUAUUCUUCCAAUUAUGUAGGGGGCGUAAAUACCGGCAAUAGGGCUAAUUACAAUGCACUCACCCAAGCUCUGUCUUGUCCUAUAGACUUGAACGCUGCUGUUCAAGCAUCGAUUCGAGUUUCUGUGGAGGCUACCCUUCUAAAUACAUUUAAUCUUUGGAUGUAUGAGCAAGGAAUUACGAGUCUUACUAAUUUGCAAUAUACAUGGCCGUCAUUACCAGAGGAUCAAGGCGGUUUCGAACUUGUAGGUGGAUUUAAUGGAAAUACCAAUCUCAAUCCUGUACCUGGUGGUUUUCAGCAGAAUUGGCUUCCGGACGGGAGUUCUGCACCAGAUAUAAACUCAGCACCCACAGGAACCUCGGGAUGA
Messenger RNA from Sclerotinia borealis F-4128, 651 nucleotides. The record is from the annotation of a GenBank genome assembly. Lineage: Eukaryota; Fungi; Ascomycota; Leotiomycetes; Helotiales; Sclerotiniaceae.